UCUUCCGCUCCGGUUCGGCGACACUCCACGUUCCGGCCCGGUCUCCCCCCGGUGCGCGGCGCCCAACCCCACCGACGCCGACGCGGCUCAGCGAGUGCGGGAGUGAGCGAGCGAGACUGCGAGAGUGCCCAUCCGCCCACUCCCACUCCCUCCUUCCCCAACCCCGGCCCCGGCGCCACCUUCCCCCUUCCAUCUCUCUCUCUCUCUCUCUCUCUCUCUCAUAUGGUCUCCCGCCGCGCGGCCCGCCACUGUCCCGCGUAAGGCGCAGCCAGCUGCAGCGUCUCUCCGUCCAUGGCCGCCGCGCGCUUCUUCUUCUUCUUCUUGCCCGUGAGCCUGCUCCUCCUCCUCGUCCUCCUGGCCGGCGCCGCGUGUGGCAAGACGGUCAAGAGGGACGUGAAAGCACUGAAUGAGAUCAAGUCUUCAUUAGGAUGGAGAGUUGUCUACUCAUGGGUUGGUGAUGAUCCUUGUGGUCAUGGUGAUCUGCCCCCCUGGUCUGGUGUGACCUGUUCUCAGCAGGGAGAUUACAGAGUUGUCACAGAACUUGAAGUCUACGCUGUAUCAAUAGUUGGUCCUUUCCCUACAGCAGUUACAAACCUUUUGGAUUUAAAAAGAUUGGAUCUCCACAAUAACAAGUUGACAGGGCCCAUUCCCCCACAGAUUGGACGGUUGAAACACCUCAGAAUAUUGAACCUGAGGUGGAACAAGCUUCAGGAUGUGCUUCCACCUGAAAUUGGUGAACUGAAGAAACUGACACACUUGUAUUUGAGCUUCAAUAACUUCAAAGGUGAAAUUCCUGUGGAACUUGCAAACCUACCAGAACUGCGCUAUCUUUAUCUUCAUGAGAACCGCUUUACUGGACGGAUCCCUCCUGAACUUGGAACUCUUAAGAACCUUCGUCACCUGGAUGUUGGUAAUAACCACUUGAUAGGCACCCUCAGGGAUUUCAUUGGCAAUGCGAAUGGUUUCCCUUCCCUGAGAAAUCUAUAUCUUAACAAUAAUGAUUUGACUGGUGUUGUGCCAGAUCAAAUUGCAAAUUUGACAAACCUCGAGAUACUACACUUGUCUAAUAAUAGGCUGAUUGGAUCAAUAUCACCCAAGCUAGUUCAUAUUCCAAGAUUGACCUAUUUAUACUUGGACAAUAACAACUUCAUCGGGAGGAUUCCUGAAGGAUUAUACAAACAUCCAUUUUUGAAAGAGCUGUACAUUGAAGGAAAUCAAUUUAGACCAGGAAGCAGAUCGAAAGGAACGCACAAGGUGCUUGAAUUACCUGAUGCUGACAUCUUGGUUUAGCAAGCUCAUACGUGGGAUUGUUGUUUAUUCUGGAUGAUAGCAGAGCAGCUAUCAUUCUACAUCUCCUCAGCAUGCAGCAACAAAAAUGUAUGCAUGUUUUUUAGGAAACAUAUAUGAUAUAUAUGUAUUAUUAGUACAGACAGUGUGUUUCUCAGAACUGUUCGACGACAAGUUUAUACACACAAAAAUGUACAUCAGAUGAGUGUACAGGCUUUGUUGCAUUUCUUGUAACUUAGGAGUACUGUGUAACGGAGAUGCACUUCAGAUGUAUUGCCAGCACAUUGCGUGGCACCGACAGUCUUGGUGUGGUUCAGUGUGCUCAAUGAUAUUUCUCUCAUAGUCAUACCACUGGACAUGAUCUGGCCUUUUGGAAGCAAAUUUAAGGUCGUGAGUCAUGACUAAUCGAAAUCAUAGGCAUGUGGGGAGGAGAAUAU
Molecule: messenger RNA, 1724 nt
Organism: Oryza brachyantha (malo sina)
Lineage: Eukaryota; Viridiplantae; Streptophyta; Magnoliopsida; Poales; Poaceae
Product: probable leucine-rich repeat receptor-like protein kinase At1g35710
Exons: 11
Coding region: 292-1290 (332 amino acids)
Molecular function (GO): protein binding
Source: RefSeq, a predicted model, not a curated record